Messenger RNA from Parastagonospora nodorum SN15, 1101 nucleotides. RefSeq lists its product as hypothetical. The transcript is spliced from 5 exons. NCBI's taxonomy places the organism in Eukaryota, Fungi, Ascomycota, Dothideomycetes, Pleosporales, Phaeosphaeriaceae. The record is from RefSeq and is a predicted model, not a curated record. The coding region runs from base 1 to 1101 and encodes 366 amino acids.
AUGAUCUUCAAAGCCUAUCCGGAAGAGCAAAGCCAUAUGCGAUGGAUAACGAUCACCAUGACGGCGAUUGCAACGCUGCUCCUCUUUUGCAGGAUUAUGGCCACAGUAAAGAACAGAGGCUGGCUUGGUGUAGAAGAUGCCUUUGUGAUAGCAGCAAACAUCUGCCUGAUUCUGCUAGCAACAUAUAUCAAGGAGUCUGGCGGUGACGUUAAAAAGGCAUUGAAGUAUUUCUGGAUGACCUUUACGUUCUAUACCCUCACAAAUGGCUUCAACAAAAUGGCCUUCAUCGCGUUGUACUAUCGCGUAUUUCCAAUGAAGGGCUUCAGACAGGCCUGCUUAGUGUUGGGAGUCAUAUCCCUCGGCUGGACUGUUUCAUUCCUCUUUGUCGGCAUUUUCCAGUGUAAUCCGAUCGACCGCGUCUACGACCGCAAAAUCCCUGGGACAUGCAUCAGUUUUGCAGCGCACCGAUGGUCCAACGCAAGCCUUAAUCUUCUUACAGAUCUCGCUAUCUUUAUUCUACCCAUGCCUGUAAUCAUGAGGCUCAACAUGUCUUUCGGCUCGAAAAUCGGACUGGUCAUACUUUUUUCUAUGGGAUUCUUCAUUUGCUUGACCACGGCAUUGCGCAUGGCUACCUUACCACUGAGUCUUCACACCAAAGAGCCAACUUACGAAUCCGCGCCUGCGAACCUAUGGAGCUUUAUUGAAGCAGCUACAGGUGUGAUCUGUGCAUGUCUCAUCAGUCUUCGCAAAACUGUCGGAUCUAUGUGGCCCAAGAGAUGGAGAAGUUCCAAAGGAUCCUCGAGACACUACCAGCAGUAUGGAAGCGGCGUCAUGGGCUCGCAUGGAAUGACGUCCAGACUCGGCCAUGAAACACGGACUGGGAACAACUUCCCUCUCAGUGACAUGAAGAACGGAGCAAGAGGACCUGCGGAUGCGUAUCGUAAUAUCAGUCCCAGCGAGAGCCAGGAGCAGAUCAUCAAGGGAGGCAAGGUCGAGGCACACAUCACGACAAAAAGCAGGCCAGAAAGUUCAGAUGGCAGCGACGAUCUGAUCAUGCAGGGCAUAACAGUCACCACAGACGUCAAAAUUGUUCGAGACUGA